GUAUAUUUUUUUUCAUUCAAUAUAUUGGUUGUUUAUAUUUUAACGUAUAAUGGAUGAAUGGAUUUAAGUAUAAUAAGUUACGAUACAACAAUGGCUUCUAAUAUCAGUUUAAAUAAAGGAUAUCCCGUAUCUAGAGAUGUGGAGUAUCAGUCUAGGGUGCAAGAAAAUCAGAUGGAAUAUCCCCUGUGGUGGAGUAAGAAGCAAAUAAUCGAAAGCUUCCAGAACUGUCCCGAGGACACGGCGUGGAACAUUUUUAUAUGCAGCUUCGUUCUGCUGUCGAUUGUGUUCUUAUAUUUGGAUUUUAUCCCGUACUAUGACAUUAUAGACCUGUCUUAUAACGUGGUAUAUGCCGUCCACGUGCUCGGCAUCGCCUACAAUCUAUACGUGAAUAGAGAGAAUAUCGAAAUCACUUGCUGUACUAUUUUUGCGUUCUUCAUCGAUUGUACAACUUACUUCCAUUACUUUUUAACGAUACCUUUGUACCCGAAUGAGAGCAAAUUGACAGCUUACUAUCUCCGAGUGCACAGGCCUAUUAGAUACCUUUGGGCACUGAACGACUUUGACUUCAGAAGCAGCAUUAUUGGCACUACUCUCAAGAAUUGUUACAUCUUCUUGGUGCUGCGAGUUACGUGGACUAUUAUAUGGAUAUUCUUUCAAAAGGAUGUAGGAGACUACAAAGACGAGGCAUUGCUGCGAUAUGACAAAAAUGAUAUGCACGACACGGUGACCGACCGAAACGUCAGCCUCUUUUUUGCCGGCCUCUAUCUCAUUAACAAGAUAUUUAUACCUAUUGGAGCGACGCGUCAUCCUCAGUCUGACUUUGAGCGGGUGCUGGCGCUGUUCAUAACGAUUUCGGGAUGUCUGACGAUGAUCGGGUCGGCGGUUGCGUCUCUUUCCCUGGCGAUUGGUAUCUACAUGCGACCCGAGGAGGCUUUCAGAGCACGGUAUAGACUGAUCAUGAGGGACAUGAAAGAGUCAAAUGUGCCGCGCAGCCUGAGCAAGAAGGUGCUGAAGUUCUACAAGAUGUAUUGGCAUAAGAUGCGUGCAGUGUCCAGUACGCAACUUCUCCCCGCUUUCCCUCCAUGGCUACCUUCCGUCGUUUACACCGAUAUUUACUUUAAAGCUACGCAAAAGAGCCGCAUCUUGUGCGACCUGUCGUACAGCUUUCUAUGCGAAGUGGCUAAAACUAUGCAGACGCUGCACUACAUCCCUGGUGACGUUAUCAUCAAGCGCUCCACCAGGAAGUCUUCCAUCAUCUAUAUUACUUACGGAGAUGUUGAGAUGCUUACCGCGGAAGAUGAUAGUACGGCAGUGCUGCGCCUGUCACGGGGCUCUGUGCUGUCAGCGUGCGCGGGCUGCGCGCCGGCAGGCUGCGGCAAGGCGCACGUGGAGGUGCGCGCCGCCACCUUCUGUACAGCUCACCUGCUGCACGCGCGCGAUCUCUGGCGCACCGCCCUCAAGUACGGAAAAGACAACGGACAGGCGGCUAUCAUACUCGCAUCGUUUUAUGAGCAUUUUGAAAAAGUCAAAAGGCAUUAUUAUCUAAAAACACCCGAACAAUCGCUGUACAAGAGCAGUAUCCGCGAGUUCAAGCGCAACCUGAUGAGCCUGCAGGAGAGCCGGGAUGCGUCGGGCGCGUUGCUACUGGCGCGCACCGACAUUAUGCUCGACAUCGCCGGCUGCUACAUUAUGAGAAAUAGAGCUGAUGCAUCCCUGAUGGACGAGUCUGAUGAUAUCUGUCUGCGUGCGGUGUUUCCCUGCAUUCUGCAGCCGCGCUCCGUGUUGCUUACUGUCUGGAACUCCUUUGUUUGCUGUGUUAUCGUCGCUGUUUGUUUUACACAUCCGUACUACAUCGCCUACAAGAGGUCUGUGCCAAUUCAGUUCAGGUUCUACGACUAUGUAGUGACUUGCAUUUAUUUGCUGGAUCUCUUUGUCUACCUUUCAACUGGGGAAAAGGUUGAAGAUGGUGUUCCUAUAACGCUGGCGCAGACGGCAUCUCAACAGAUCCGCAGCCACUGGUUUGUGCUGGACACCGUGGCUACUAUGCCUGUCUUCGAAUUUAUACACGACGGACAUUUCGCUGGCAUCAACAAAGUUCUUAGAUUACCAAAAGUGUUUCGCAUGCUGAAGUCUUUAGAAGACGACUGGGUGUACUAUAGUAACUUUCUCCGUUUCUUCUCCUACUCGUUGCUCCUGGUCAUGUCGUGUUACUUCGUCGCCGCCAUGCAACAAGGCUUUAUGUGCUUCUGUUUCGGACACUGCUCGGUAACUAACCUGACGCACCCACCGUUCUGGGCUCAUAUGCCGCCGGACGACACUACCAUCAAGAAUACUCUCACCUUCGGGAUGUACUGGGCCAUGUCCCUGAUCACCGUCACCUGUCAUAAAGAGACGGGCGCUAUAACGGACUGGAACAAUGUGCUAUACACCAUGCUUGUGUUAGAGCUGUGUGUCAUUCUGCACAUCUUUAUGGAUGCCGUCUACUCCGCCACUAUCAUGGUCGCCACUGCUCUAAAAGAAGACUACGACGCCAGCAUCACGGAUGUGACGAAGUUUUUGAUCAGGAACGACGUGGACCCUAUUCUGCGGCAGCGCUUUGUCACCUACUUGCAGCUCGGCUGGUACACCGACAAGGGAUAUCGUAUGACCAAUAAAAAGAGUUCUAUCUACUUCGACCUGCCGCCGCACGUGUACCAGGAUAUUGUCAACAGACAAAGAAGUAAAUACAUCCUCUGCAUACCCUUUAUGAAGUACCUAAGUAAGGAGGACCUGAAGACUGUAUCGAGUAAGGUCAACGUGUUUUACACGUCCCCCAAUGAGAUCCUCCUGAACACCGGUGAUAUAAGCAAUGAAAUUUAUGUCAUUAAGCAAGGGAUUUGUGAGAUAAUUGAUCCCGACACAAAGCAAGUGUUCAAUGAAAUAGGACCGAGAAAUCAUUUCGGUGUACUGGAGUGUGUUCUACGUCUACCGGCGUAUUAUACGGUGCGUGCAGCGACUCAUGUGCAAAUGUUAUCGAUAUCACGCAAGUACCUGUUGAACGCAAUCGAAAUACCACAGAUAAAGGAUGCUAUCGAGUUUGCUAAGGAACAAACUGAGUAUAGCAGCUUGCAGGUACGACGGCAGCCCUUCCUAUCAUAUACGCCACCCGCGCUCAUCCCCAACGUCGAGCGGUUCCGUCUGCCUCGGAAGCACGAGCAUGACCACGCUUUCCUACAGCCAUUUAGGAAGCUCGGCUUUCUUUCUGUAUUGAGGUAUAUUUUUCCUCGGUUUACUAUCCGUCCGGAUAGCGAGUAUCUGAUGCGCGCGGAGUGGUACCGCGGCUGCUGCGCCGUGCUCUCCGCCCUCGUCAUCCCAGGCUACCCCUACCUCAGUGUCGACUCUUUACCCUUCUACUUCACGCUCGUCCUGCUCGACUGCUCCGCAUAUUUCGAUAUAUUGCAACGUAUGCUGGUCGGGUACUACAACGAGAAGGGUAUCUUGGUGUAUCACCCUGCUACUACGGCCGACCACUACAUCCGGGGUGCCUUCCUCAUCGAUCUCUUCGGUUGUUUACCGCUAGAGAAGCUCGAGACGGUCCUCAAGGAAUUAUACAAGAACAAGUACCGCGUGGCGGUGUCGCGGCAGUACCUGAUGCUGAACCGGCUGCUGCAGCUGUACCGGCUGCCGGCCGCUGUGCAGGGCCUCGACCGCUACAUACGCCGUGACAUCGUGCUUGUUAUAAAAGCGACGCCCUUGUUCCUAGUGCUAUUGAAUGUGAUGACCUGUACUCUAGUAUUCUACUCGGUGAACAUCUACACGAUAGGGAACCAGUCGGCGCUGCUGAUAGAACCCCGCAACGACCGCGGCGGCUCCUGGGUCGAGCUGUUCAAAGAUAACUUCCGCUUCAAUAUAAUGGAAAACAUCUGGGACCUGCACCUCGCCAGUUUCUUCUGGGUGACGUUUGAGGCGUCCACCACCGGCUACAAUAUCAUCAACCCCAGCAACUACGACAUCAUGAAGAUCAUGUUCAUCGGCAUGCUCGUUGCUGCAUUGUUGACGACAUACUUCUGCGUACGCAUCAUCAGCAUCCGGUCCAACGUGAACAAGCCGCUGGCCGCUUUUCAGCAGCACAUGAAGGAUAUGUCGGCUUUCAUGCAUAGAGAGAACCUUAGUCAUGAUUUACGGAAAGAUGUGCGUGCCUACUACGCCUAUAACUGGGACAAGAUGGGCGGAUUGGAAUACAGGACUGUACUGAAGCUUUGCGAUCAAAUUACUCUCCGAACGGAUGCUAUAUUAGAUAUCUACGGUUCCACGUUCGCUAUGUGUCCAAUACUGGGUCAGUGCGACAAAUCUCUACUCCGCCUCAUCGGGCGCGCAGUGCACAGCGUGCACUUCCUCAAGCACACCGUCAUCGUGGAGACAGAUGACGUCAUCAAGGACAUCUUCUUCGUGGACUCUGGCAGCGUCGAGUUGACUGGAGGUGAACCUCAAGCCCCAACCUCUGUUAUACUUACUAAAGGAAGUAUAUUUGGCGACCUGGAUGGCGAGAGGUCACAUCGUUCUGCGGUGUCGCUGGUGUCACUGAGCAAAGUACACCUCCUGCAGAUUAAUGCUAACACUUUCUUCAACAUCGUCAGUGACUUCCCCGACGUUGUGCAACUUAUGAAGUCGUAUCGACAGUACAAUGAGAAAUAUAUCAUAGGAGAUAUGAAUAAAGAUCCCUUAAAAAUGACAAGAGACGGAGCAAAAGACAAGAGACAUAGUUUCUCUAACCUGCAUGUAAGAAUCGGCAGAGGUUUCCUCAAAUAUAUCCGCGUGAAGAAUGUUUACAUCCAAUCUUACCUCAUCAUCGUGUCUCUGCUCAGUGUAGUCGGUGACACAUAUAAUGCCGGCUUUCAAGACAAUAACAUGUUGCUGGUCUUAGUGCUGUACGCACUUGAUAUGGCAUUCUGUUUGAAGUUUUUAAUUAUCUACAUACUACCUUUUGUCACUAAGGAUGAUGAUGUUGGUAGCGGUCUAAGGACCAGAGUGCACGGGUAUUCAAAACUGGAGACAAAGUUUGACGUGAUAUCGUGUCUGCCGACUGAACUCCUUUGCUUCGUGAGACCCGACAACAGAGGGCUAAUGUUCUCCUUUCUACGACUCAAUAGGAUCUUCAGAGUUGUGACACUCUACAAAGGAAUCUACCGACACCAUGAGCGUCUGGGCGUGAAUAUGACACUAAUGACAGUGUACACGGUGUCAAUCUGGUUCUCCCUCUUUGUCCACAUCACCUCCUGCUGCUGGUACUUUAUAGGAUAUCUGGAGGACAGAGCCAAACCCAAGUCUUCCUGGAUUUAUAAAAAUGACGGCAGUUCAUGGUGCGAUAACCGUUACCUGUGCUCCAUGUACUUCGUGCUGAUGACCUUCGCACAGAACGGAGUCGGUGAUGUGUUGCCGAAGAAUAGAUCCGAGGUGGUGUUUGUAACAAUUCUUCAAAUAAUGUCCGCUAUGGUAUUCCUGAUUUAUGUCGGAGAGUUCUCUAAUAUAUUUCAACAUCAAUCUUUUCGUUCUUACGAAUUUUUCUGCAAAUAUUUAGAACUACAGGAAUAUCUGAAGAACAACCGCGUCUCCAAGAACCUGGUGAAGCUGGUAAACAGGUAUUCUCUGCACCUGUGGCGGCAGUCGCGUGGCGUACAAGUGCCACACUUUCUGAGGACCGCGCCUAAUUGCUUGCGACUGAGGCUCAUGUCCGCGGCAUUCAUAGAUCACUUGACUAAUAGCGAUGUAUUUCAAAAUUGUGAGCCAGCGUUCCUCAGGCAGCUCGUUGGUUGUCUACAUCUUUAUACCUACAAUGAAGGAAUGUUCGUGGUGAGGCAACAUGAGAUAACAGACUCCAUGUAUUUUAUACACACGGGCCGAGUGUUGGAGAGCAGUGAGGAAACUAGCACAACAAAAGUGUACUAUCUUGGAAACUGCUUUGGCGUGUUGCAAGGUUUAACACUUAAUCUGCCGUAUAGCCACUCGUAUCGUACUAUUACCAAAUGUCAAAUUCUCACAUUGAACUUGAAUGAUUGGGAAUAUCUUCUAAACCAUUUCCCAGAAAGCAGAAAUUCAAUAAUCCCACCGUCAAGUUUUGACGAUCCCAAUAGAAGAAAUAGAAAGGUUACGAAAGAAGAAAGAAAGCGUAAAGUUAAUAUCGUCAAUUCAAACAACAAACCUCCAUCAGGGAAAAGGGCAAGCUCAACAGAACCGAUGGUUUUGAGGCCGACUGAAGACAAAUUUACGGAUCCAGGACCGUCUACUACAUUUGGAAGUGGAUCUUUCAAUUUACCCCUAAAGGAUCUAAAUAUUGGAUCGACUUCGGCAUCCGAUUCCAAGGAAUCUGAUAAUAUAACUGAUUCUGACAAAACAGAACAAGAUGUUAAACCACUGAUAGCCACUACAGAUUUAGAUAGUACAAGUCAAAUACAGAUGAGAAGUCCGACCGAGGAUAAACUUGUGCAGGAUGAACACAGUGAAACAAACACGGGCAGUAAUUUACGGAGAACGGAGUCAACGACAACAAUACAAAGUAAAGCUUCGGAGAUGUUAGAUAUUGAAGAAUUUAGCAAUGAAUCUUCGCAAGACAUUGAUAGCUUGCUUCGUCUGGAAGAACAACAUAUUACCGCUGACUUGAUGGCCAAGUUUAAAAAAUCUAGUAAACCAUCAAUCUCAGAAAUCAAAAUGGGCGAUGAUAUUCCAAAGUCUGUUGAAUCAGGUUUGAUUAUUUCUAAGUUCGAUAUGAAAGACGUUGAUGAUUAUAUACUUGAACGUCAGGAAGAGGACGGGGUGCCAGCGCCGCAUCAGGAGGAGACGGCACCGGUUUCCCAACACGACACAUUGCAACCCCUAAUAACAUCGCAACAAGGUAUUCCGUCAGAAGUCCAGUCUACUUCACGGGCCAAUAGGCAUUUCUUUCACGUUCAUUAUAAGGAUGACGACGAAGGAAAGGGUGCUAAAAACGGAACUGGUGAAGAUCGUAGCAAACAAGAUUCUUCGAGUGAGGCUUCAAAAAAAGAUGUAGUAAAAGGAAUCAACAUUAAAGAUGUGGCUGAUACCCAAGAUGAAGAUAUAGAAUCUGUAGAUAUUUUAAAUACAACUAAGGCUGCAGAACACAAAGAUAGAAAGGAAAACAAAGAGCUAGAAGUAAAGGGAGAGGAAGAAAAAAAUAAAGAGGUAGAAGCAAAGGGAGAAGUAGACAACACGAAAGAGGAAGAAGUAAAGAGAGGGGAAGAAAAAACGAAAGAGGAAGAAGUCAUGAUAGAACUAGAAAAGAAGAAAGUGGAAGAAUUAAAGGUAGAGGUAGAAACAAAGAGACCCGAAGAAGUAAAAGAAGAGGUAGAAAAAAAUAAAGAAGAAGAAGUCACUAGAGAACUAGAAAAAGGGAAAGAGGUAAAGGGCGAGGUUGAAAUUAUGAAAGAGGUAGUAACAAAGGGAGAGGAAGAUAAAACCAAAGAGAACGAUAUUAAGGGAGGUGUAGAAAAGCCGAAAGAGGAAGAAAUCAAGGGAGAGGUAGAAAAAACUAAAGAGGACGAUAUAAAGGGAGGGAUAAAAAAACCGAAAGAGGAAAAAGUAGAAGGAGUGGUAGAACAACCGAAAGAGGAAGAAGUAAAGGGAGAGGUAGAACAACCGAAAGAAGAACAACUUAAGGGCGAGAUACAAAAAACGAAAGAGGAAGAAGUAAAGGGAGAGGUUGAAAAAUCUAAAGAGGAAAAUGUAAAGAGAGAGGUAGAAAAACCGAAAGAGAAAGAAGUAAAGGGAGAAGUAGAAAAAUCUAAAGAGGAAGAUACAAAGGGAGAGUUAGAAGAACAAAAAGAGGAGGAAGUAAAGGCAGAGGUAGAAAAUACAAAAGAGGAAGAAAUUAAGCGAGAGGUAAAACAACCGAAAGAGGAAGAAGAAAAGCGAGAAGUAGAAAAACCAAAAGAGGAAGAAGUAAAGGGAGAGGUAGAAAAACCGAAAGAGGGGGAAUUAAAGGUCGGGGUAGAAACAAAGAGACCUGAAAAAGUAAAAGAAAAGGUAGAAAAAAAGAAAGAAGAUGUCACUGAAGAAGUAGAAAAAGAGAAAGAGGUAGAAAAAACUGAAGAGGAUGAUAUAAAGGAAGGGAUAGAAAAACCGAUAGAGGAAGAAGUCAGGGGAGAGGUAGAAAAAACUAAAGAGGACGAUAUAAAGGGAAGGGUAAAAAACCCGAAAGAGAAAGAAGUAAAGGGAGUAGUAGAACAACCGAAAGUGGAAGAAGAAAAACGAGAGAUAGAAAAACCAAAAGAGGAAGAAGUUAUGGGAGAGGUAGAAAAACUUAAAGAGGGCGAAUUAAAGGUAGAGGUAGGAAAACCGAAAGAGAAAGAAGUAAAGGGAGAGAUAGAAAACACGAAAGAGGAAGAAGAAAAGAGAGAGGUAGAAAGGGAGAAAGAGGAAGAAUUCAAGGGAGAGAUAGAUAAAACGAACGAGGAAGAAGUAAAGCGUGAGGUAGAAAAGGAGAAAGAGGAAGAAUUAAAGGGAGAGGUAGAAAAAAAGGAAAAGAAAGAGGGAGAGGGAGAAAAAAGUAAAGAAGAAUAAAGGAAAGACAACAACUCUGUAAACUCUAUUGACUAUCUAUUUAUAUAAUUGUUCUACGUAGUUAAUUUUGUUU
Messenger RNA from Papilio polytes (common Mormon), 8626 nucleotides. RefSeq lists its product as uncharacterized. NCBI's taxonomy places the organism in Eukaryota, Metazoa, Arthropoda, Insecta, Lepidoptera, Papilionidae. Gene Ontology annotation, biological process: regulation of membrane potential; potassium ion transmembrane transport. Bases 58 to 8553 code for a protein of 2831 amino acids. The transcript is spliced from 41 exons. The record is from RefSeq and is a predicted model, not a curated record. Gene Ontology annotation, molecular function: voltage-gated potassium channel activity.